Messenger RNA from Dunckerocampus dactyliophorus (ringed pipefish), 2294 nucleotides. Its product is annotated as putative methyltransferase NSUN7. The record is from RefSeq and is a predicted model, not a curated record. The coding region runs from base 65 to 2233 and encodes 722 amino acids. Lineage: Eukaryota; Metazoa; Chordata; Actinopteri; Syngnathiformes; Syngnathidae. The transcript has 13 exons. Gene Ontology annotation, molecular function: methyltransferase activity.
CUAGUAUAUCUGCAGAAAAGAGGAAGGAUGUGAGCUGAGCUAUCAAAGAAUGUGAGUAACAAAGAUGCCUGCAGCAAUGAGAAGUACAAGAAUAUUAAUCUCACAGCAGUUUAUGGAGGACCAGGAGACCUUCACCUCUCUAAUUCUUCCCCCUGCCAUCCAUAUCCCUGACGCCCCGCCUCCAUCAGACCUAGCCUACCUGCAAGCAGCGGCCAUCUUUCAAUAUCUACGUACGGACAAACCACUCAAACAUCAGUUGAUGCAUUAUGGGAAGAAGACAGACAAGCUGUCGCUGCCGGAGAGCGGAGACAAGACGACCACGCAACGUGCCUUACAACUGGCCUUCAGCACUCUCAAAUACCAAGAUUUAUUGGAGGAAAUGAUGACGGACAGCCGCUUCCUCACAUCGGAGCAUAUUCCCAGUGACCUGCUGCCACUAGCGAUGGUGAUGCUGUGCAACUUCCAGGAGCGAAAGUUUUUGCCAUGCCAGCGUUUAGCAAAGGAAGGAGAGAAGCCCCAACGGGAAGUGAGAGAUCUGGAGAACAAGCUUCAUAAUUGUAAGACCAAGCUCGCAGCCUCUCUUGCACGCAGCAGGGUAAAACACGGCCUGCAGAGUGUUUCCCGCAUCCUAUCAGAACCUGUGAGGAGCAAACAGCACAGAGCGAGACUACUGCCUCUCUAUGCAUGGGUCAACACUCUCAGGAGCAGCGUGGAGGAAGUGUGUAAGGAGUUAGAGCUCAGCGGGGUGUCCGAGGUGGACAACAUUGCUGAUGUCAGCGAAUGCACAUUCAGCAGAGACCCCCUCUGUCGCGACACGCUCAUCUUCUCCCGAAAGCUUCAUGCACAGCUGAAGCAUAGCCGGCUCACUGCUACACACAAACUUAUCAUUCAGGACAGGAGCUUAUGCGUGUCGGUGAGUGCCUUAUGCCCCCUCUUAUUCGAGAAAGCCGAUGUCCUGGUGGCGGGCUCUUUCUCAGCCCUGACUGUGGCCCACGUGGCCAUCAUGGCGGCUGCCUGCUCAGGCAGCGUUCUGGUGUGUGGGGCUGAUCACACUUCCUCACAGCUGGAGGACAUGCACGAGCUCCUGAAGGAAAUGGAUAUAAAAAAUGUGCGUGUCCUGUCUGGGGCCUUCUUCAGUCUGGGCGAGCGGGACGCCACCAUUGAGCGUUUAAAGGUCAUCAUGGUGCUUCCUCAGUGCUCGACUUCUGGCCUCAGUGACCCAGUGGAUACCAUUCACUGUGAAAAUGGAGACUGGGAUCUGCUUCAAGACUUGUCUCGUGGGACGGUGUCCCAGAGCAGCUUGCACAAACUGACAACACAGCAAGCACGGCUACUGGCCUAUGCCUUAACCUUCCCACAGGUGGAGACUGUGCUCUACUGCACACGCUCGGUGUACAAGGAGGAGAAUGAGCAGCUGGUGAAUAGAGUGUUGGAAAAAACACACGCACCCUCCAAACUACUGCCAUUCAGGCUGAAGGGACCCAUUUUCCCCGAUGACACAACAAAAGCCUCUAUUUUCUUCAGGCUAGAAUCCUCGCAGGUCACCAACGGCUGCUUUGUGGCCCGCUUGUCUCGACAGGCAGAUCCCACUAAGGUAGAAACAGUCCAGGAAGUGCUCGCAAGAGCGGCAGCCAAAGGCCUCCUGGAUGGACUCUUCCCAGAACAACCGAAGGAGAAGAAAGGGAAAAGCAAGAAGAAUCCUGAGGGUGAUUCGGAACAGGGGAAGGAUCAAAGUGAAGAAGAGGUCAAGGGGGAAGGGGAAGAAGAAAAGGGAGGACAACGCAAGAGGAAGAAAAGACGCAAACGCAAGAUCAAGCAAAGCAAGACGGUCCCCAAGCAUCAUUCAACAAGUCAUAAGAAGAAGACACAUUACAGGAAGCGAACAGUCAAGAACAAAGCACGAAAGAUCCCUCGCCUUACGCUCACACUCAUAUCGUCCACCAAACCCUUCACCAACGUGUUUUCAGCAGCAGGCAAGACGGAGAGUCCCACUGCCUCUGCUAAAAAACAGCCCUCCCCUGCCAUCCGUCCUGCAACCAAAACACCGACAACUGCAAGCAAACCAGGCGGCCCAGUGAGGAGCUACAUGGAGGUGAUGGCCGCCAUGGAAGCGUUACAAUCUGAAGAUGUGCUCAUCUCACCUCAAGCUUGCAGCUCUCUGAGCAGUGACAGUGGGAUGUCCCUCAAACAGACCUCAACCACCACAUCUCCGCAUCAUGCUCAGAGUAAAUAGCAUAUUAAAUAAGUACAGCUGCAGCAUGUCACCUAAUGAUGGACAAAAAUAAAUCAUUAAC